This is a messenger RNA of Episyrphus balteatus (marmalade hoverfly), 885 nucleotides long. RefSeq lists its product as uncharacterized. NCBI's taxonomy places the organism in Eukaryota, Metazoa, Arthropoda, Insecta, Diptera, Syrphidae. The coding region runs from base 129 to 878 and encodes 249 amino acids. The transcript is spliced from 4 exons. The record is from RefSeq and is a predicted model, not a curated record. Gene Ontology annotation, molecular function: N-acetyltransferase activity.
CUUUAGUACGAAUGUGAUAUUACUCGCGACUAGUAAAUAAAUAAAUCAAAUAUAAUUUAUAAACGAACUUGAUAACGUCAUUACGAUAAGCUGUUAUUAUUAUUUAGGAAUUAUUUGCUAGUUUAAACAUGACAACCAAAGCCAGAGUAUGGGGAACAUUAUGCAACGGUGAAUACGAAAUUAUAACUUUGGAAGAUGAUGACGUUGAUGAAGCAUUGCAAGUUCUUGAAGCUUUUUUCGCCAACGAAUGUGUUUGCAUUGGUACUGAAAUAAAUCUCCCAGAAAAUGCUCAAGCUCGUAAGGAUCUUACCGAACUAUGUAAAAUCGUAAACGAAGAUAAUGUAUCCUUGGUUGCCAGACAUGUGCCUUCAAAUAAAAUUGCAGGGGUUUCAUUUAACAAACUUCAAUUCAUUGACGAGACAGUGGAAGUUCCAUUUUUUGUUGAGUUCCGAGACAACAGCUGUGCAUCGGAAAACGCCAAAGCUCUAAUGUCAUACAUGAUAGAGAUGGAUGAAGAAAUCGAUCCAUUUGAACUGUUCAAAAUCGAUUGUCUCUUGGAGUUAAUGUUUCUUGUUGUCCUGCCAGAGUUCGGAAGGAAAGGCCUAGGAAGUGCUCUUACCAAACACUCAAUAGAUCUAGCUCGGGAGCUCAACCAGAAUAUUGGUGUGAAUAAGAUUGCCAAACAUCUACAAAACAAAAGACCAAAGGCUGUAACUGCACUAUUUACUUCUAAUUUUUCGCAAAAAUGUGGUAAAGCCAAUAAUUUUCAAGUCCUUAAUCGUGUUCCGUACAAGAGAUUUAUUUUUGAUGGGAAACCAUUUAGUCAUCGCAUUGGUCCAAUGCACCCUGAUAGCGCACAAGUUGCAUUACUUUUAUAAGACAUAU